UACGCACAAUUCUAUCGACUAAUACCCGUGACACUCGAUGCCAGCUCAAAGUAUAUAUAGAAUUAUAACGUGGGACCACAAGGCUGCCAAUCGCCUGCACAAAGCUUUCCACGCCUGCAAACUUUUGAGAGACAAAUAGUCUGACGUAAACAUGCAAAACACACAAAUAACGGCUUUUAUUAUAACUGGACAGCCAGGAGUCGGUAAGACUACGCUUAUACGCAAACUAUGCACCGCAUUGAGCGUCCACAGCAAACUGGCCGGCUUUUACACAGAGGAGGUAAGAGCGAAUGGCCAGCGGAUUGGAUUCGACGUGGUUACUGUGAACGGAACACGUGGAAUUCUGGCACGUGAGUGUCCAGCGGAUAAUCUACGCCGGCCCAGGCUGGGCAAAUAUGCUGUAUAUGUAAGCGAUUUCGAGGAUCUGGCGUUGUCAACUCUGAGAGUCGACCCCCGAUCGCAACAACUGCUGCUGAUUGAUGAAAUCGGGAAAAUGGAGCUGUUAAGCAAUCGCUUUGAAGCUGCCGUCAGUGAAUUGCUUAAGCAAAAGCAGCCCAUUCUAGUCACCAUACCGUUACGUACGCGUCAACCCAUUCCGAUCGUGGAACGUCUUAAGAGCUCACCUGAUGCAGUCACCUUCCAUGUGACCAGAAGCAAUCGCGAUGGCCUGACACAAGUUAUUACAGAGUAUAUUGUAGAUGCGCUGUUUAAAGGCAAAUAGUUAAUUGCUUCGUAUGGGAAGAUGCGGCGCAGGCGGCGAAAACAAAGUUUCAUAUUGAUUCGUUGUAACUUGUCGGGACUUUGUCAAAAAAGUCAACAAAGCAUUUAAAAAA
Molecule: messenger RNA, 833 nt
Organism: Drosophila virilis
Lineage: Eukaryota; Metazoa; Arthropoda; Insecta; Diptera; Drosophilidae
Product: nucleoside-triphosphatase THEP1
Molecular function (GO): ATP hydrolysis activity
Source: RefSeq, a predicted model, not a curated record